AUGUAUCUGGUGAUCAUUGCAAAAUAUAAAGAUGUUCUGGCACAUGGUUUACACACAGUUCUCCAGCCUAUGAUUAAUGACCUCAUCACUCUUGGUCAAAGUGGAAUGCAAUACAAAAAGAAUGGUGAGGCAUGCAUUGCUUAUGUCUUCGUGCAAGCAUUUUGUGGAGACAACCUCUCAAUGAACAAGCUGGGCGGCUUCUCGUCAUCCUUUCGUAGUGGACAUGUGUGUCGCUUUUGUUUAGCGCUAGCAACGGAUCUUCAUGCCACCACCAGAGAAGAGCUCUGUGUGCUUCGGACAAAGGCUACCCGCGCUCAACAUCUCUUGGCAAUAUCAGUGAAUCCUGCUAACAGUAGGCUGUACGGAGUUAAUGACAGGUCACCACUUCUAAAUCUGGAUUAUUUUGACGUUACACUGCAACUUCCACCAGAUGUAAUGCAUGACCUAUUCGAAGGUUGCUUUGCCUUCAUAAUGCACCAUGUUUUGAAGGGUUUGGUUGAUGCAGGUGUGAUUGACGUUGGUGACCUUGCUAAGACUGCCUCGUUUGCCUGUGGAUUCCACGACAACCGCAAUAAACCACAAGAGCUCACUGCUGCCUUCCUCUCGGAUCACCAUACUCUUACAGGCACAGCAGCGCAAAAGUGGUGCCUGUUCCGCCUUCUAUCUUUAAUAUUUACUUCAAGCAUAACGGAAGGCAAUGAACACUGGAAGCUGUACCUAAUGUUCCGUGCUAUAGUUGACAUCACGCUUGCUGAGGAAAUGCCCGUGGACUGUGUCGCAUAUCUUGAAGUAGCAAUUCAGGAUUUUGUUAAAUCCUUUGUUGUACAGUACCCUUCAGCCCGGGUUAUUCCUAAAAUGCACUAUCUCGUGCACUAUCCACGAAUGAUGGUAGCCUUGGGCCCUCUGAGAUAUUAUUGGUGCAUGCGUUUUGAGGCUAAACAUCAAUAUUUCAAGAGUGUGGCGUUAAAAGUGAAGAACUUCAGAAAUAUUUGUAAGACUCUAGCCUACCGACAUCAGCUCGUGCAAUGUUAUUACCUUCAUGAGUCUCCUCUUGACCAAGACCUCAAAACACAGGGAGCUAAAGAAUCGGCUAGUUCUUCUGUACAGCCUUGUGUGCAAGAAUUGGCAGGAGAAGCGCAAAUUUGGGAAGUGAAAACUGCUACUUUCCAUGGAACCACAUACAGAAAAAGAUACGUCUUGGUGGCUGAGAAGGGUGAUGUACCCCGUUUUUCUCAAAUUUGUGCCCUCUACGUUAUUCGAGGGAAGCUUUACCUUCUUUUAGAUGACCUCAUUGUACAUGGCUUCUGGAGGCACAGGUGCCUCUGCAAAGUGUCCUCAAGUGGUACAUUGAGAAUUGGCUUUCCUGGACAAGAAGCAUCUCAUCACAUGCUGGACCUAUAUUUCGGGGGAAAAGUAAUGCCAAUGUGGGACCUCAUGGGCGAUGAAUGA
Molecule: messenger RNA, 1449 nt
Organism: Ornithodoros turicata
Lineage: Eukaryota; Metazoa; Arthropoda; Arachnida; Ixodida; Argasidae
Exons: 1
Coding region: 1-1449 (482 amino acids)
Source: RefSeq, a predicted model, not a curated record